AUGCAGGGCUCCCUCGUGCUCAGCCUCCUGGCCGUGCUCCUAGCUGCAGCUAAUGGCGAAUGGGGACAGGACGAGACCGUCUACGCAACUUGUGUGGAGAACCGCACUACCUGCCGCACAGGCCCCAUCAGCCUGACCGUCGGGACUGACAAACAAGUGAGGACCAACUCCAUGUGCUGUCAGAGCGAUCUCUGCAACCAGAAUAUAACCAUGGCCGUGCCGCCGAAGAGCUCACUUAAGAACGGGCUGCAGUGCGAAGCCUGCAAUGAUCCGAACGCUGACCAGUGCAAGAACCGUGUGAACGUCUCCUGUAUGGGCUCUCAGGAUCGUUGCAUCGACUUUGCUGGGACACCUGUUAACAGCACCAACACCACAUUGAUCUUGAAAGGCUGCGCUACCCAGAGCGCCUGUGAGCUGAAAGUCAAUGGCAGCUUCUACUAUUCCCAGCAGACGUAUACGCUGACCAAAGCCGACUGCCUUCCAGCUACCAACAAGGGCUCUAACGCCGUGGUUCAUGCCCUGGCGUUCUUCCCAACGUUGGCCGGGCUGCUCCUGGUGAAACAGCUGUCCUGA
Messenger RNA from Mauremys reevesii (Reeves's turtle), 573 nucleotides. RefSeq names its product phospholipase A2 inhibitor and Ly6/PLAUR domain-containing protein-like. Lineage: Eukaryota; Metazoa; Chordata; Testudines; Geoemydidae. The record is from RefSeq and is a predicted model, not a curated record. The transcript has 4 exons. Bases 1 to 573 code for a protein of 190 amino acids.